CCUGUCGUCCCCCACCGCCAUUGUAUUGCCUAGCUUCCCUCUUUCCCCGCACCUUGUCGCUAUGUCGAUAGGUCUGCACUCUCAUCUACACCUUCUACACUUGCUCUUCCGUAACCUUUCGUCCUUUUCGAGUCGUGCGAGAGCACGCUUGGUCCACUUCGAGGAAGUGAGAUUUCUUCUCGCCCGUUGCUCGUUCCCCACCUCAUGUCAUUCUUCCGCACUCGUAACGCACGAAACGAGUGUGCCGGAAGAUAAUAUUGCGACUCGACGGCAAAGAAAGAAGGAUAAAUAGAUGUGGGAAGCACGACGCCAUUGUAUCCAUAAGUUGCUGCGUGCGCGCCCUAAUAUCGUUAUUACCUGUUCCGAUUCGCGCUCCAUCGAAGGAGUUUCCGGCGAGCGUGGAUUAUUGUGUCUACCGAAAAAGAGUCGCGCGAUCGCACGAGCGAAUCUACGCGGAAUGUCAUCGCUAAUCGCGCCGAGUACCGAAGCUGCCGCAACUUCGCACUGUGUCGGCGAUUCGAACUCUGCGCGCGCGCAUGCGCGUUCCACGUGUCGUGCCGAUAGGACGUUGCCGCGAGACCGAUGUAAAUAGUGAUGCGCCAUCUUUGCCGGUUAGCGGCAGCUGAUGAGAGGUAUGAUAAGUCAUAUUGUCGCUGUCACAUUUCGGUUUGAAAUUAUUUGGUGAGGCACGUGAACCUAUUUGUAAGAAAGAUAUUAUACAUCAGGUCGCCCCAUUUUGUUUGACGAUGUCCAAUGUAUAGGUUAAGUCACAGUGACAUAUCUGACAGAGAAGAAAAAUGACGAAAAUAGUAUCACUUCACGACUUUGAAGGCCCUAUUUUUGAUGAUGUAGCUACUGUUGGUUUAUUGGGCAAUACUAUGCAUUACUGUAGUUACAACAAACUGCAGGAUGAGAAGCAACCCUUCUACAAAUACUUACGCAAUUAUCCUGAAGUGUUCCUUAUCCAAGAUAUCCCGGCUACCCGUGACUCAAUGCGCACUGUAAGUGCCAAUGAACUAUUCUUACCUGUCCAUGAUAGUGCUUUUAAAAAGCUUGCUAGUAUAUGGAGGGAGAAAGGCUUAUCUGAAGCGAUUCGUUUUGCUGCUGCUGCUAAUCCACGAGAAAUCACAAGUGGUAUACACUGGAUAGCGACAAAACUUAUGAAAGCUUUAGAUUUGAUGGAUAGAGGGAUAUAUUACAGAGAUCUUUUACCAACCUCGGGAGAUGGAUCUGUUGCUGAUAUUGCUACUACACGUGACUGGAAUAUCUCUCUGGUAAGGUGUAUGUCUUGGCACCCGUAUUGCUAUCGCCUAGCUGUGGCCACGAGGGACGAUCGAAUUCGUAUUUAUUCACCGGUGUCGAAUAAUGUUGACUGGAUGUCACUGAUGCUACCUAUACCAAUAUUGCGACAUAGCGAGCAGAAAUCGAUAUGCUGCUUAAGUUGGAGGCCAUACAGCGGUCGUGAAUUAGCAGUUGCUUGUUACUACGGAGUGUUGGUUUGGACGAUAGAAUUAGGUGCAGCCAGUAAUUUACUCAGUCACGCGUUACUUCUGAAACAAAGGAAUCAUGCGCCUGUUACAAGUGUCACGUGGCAUCCACAAGGUGACCUAUUGGCAUCUUGCUCACCGACGGACUUAAGUAUAAUGAUUUGGGAUGUUUCUAAGGAAGAGGGGGUUCCCUUGAGACGUGUUGGCGGAGGUGGCAUAUGUUUCACACGUUGGUCACCUUGUGGUUCACAAUUAUUCUCUGCUUCGUGUGGAAACGUUUUCAGAGUUUGGAAUACUGGCGUUCCAACACCAUGGCACGCGGAUAAAUGGACCGUACCCAGUGGUCGUGUAGCAGUCGCAUGUUUUGGUCCCAACUUGACAUUACUUUUUGCUACCACCGAGGAUCCCGCUACAAUAUUUUCGUUGCCACUGCGGGAUAAUAUAUUCGACGAUAAAAAGGCAAACAACAAUGACGUGAAGAUAGCUAUGCGUCUGAUUGACUUAACGAAGGUGAAUUUCGCAUCUGACGAUAACGACGAUUAUGUCACAGCGGGAGGUAGGAUAGUCUCUAUGGAGUGGAAUUCGACGGGGCGAUAUCUCGCGAUAAUUUUUCAGGAUAGCCCGGUGAUCGCUCUGUUUAAAACAAGUAUAAAUACAAUAUCGCGAAUAGUGGAAGUUCAACCUAGCUGCCUUAUCAAAGGAUUCCCCGGAGAAGUGCCGAACUGCAUUAACUUUUAUCAGAAAGAUACCUUGUGUAUUUGCCUGACGAUAGCUUGGAGCAGCGGACGCGUGCAGCAUUUCCCGAUCGUGGAGGAUCACGACAAACUUUAUUCCGUUACAUCGGUCUACGGGAACAAACGAAUUGUAUAACCUCGACGUCGGCAAUUACAGGUUACUAUAUUAGGUUGGUUGUUUUAUAACGAGCAAUAAGAAAGCGAUAGCAGUAAGUUUUAAAUAUCAAAUAUUAAGUAAGUAUUGAAUAACAAGCACGUCUUUUAUCUUUUUGUCAGCGAAUAAAUGACGGGAGAAUGAAAGUGAACACUCACUCGCGAG
Dinoponera quadriceps is the source of this 2540-nucleotide messenger RNA. Its product is annotated as aladin. NCBI's taxonomy places the organism in Eukaryota, Metazoa, Arthropoda, Insecta, Hymenoptera, Formicidae. Gene Ontology annotation, cellular component: nuclear pore. Bases 798 to 2357 code for a protein of 519 amino acids. The record is from RefSeq and is a predicted model, not a curated record. The transcript is spliced from 7 exons. Gene Ontology annotation, biological process: nucleocytoplasmic transport. Gene Ontology annotation, molecular function: protein binding.